Emericellopsis atlantica is the source of this 2102-nucleotide messenger RNA. Its product is annotated as AFG1-like ATPase-domain-containing protein. The transcript has 2 exons. Gene Ontology annotation, molecular function: ATP hydrolysis activity; ATP binding. NCBI's taxonomy places the organism in Eukaryota, Fungi, Ascomycota, Sordariomycetes, Hypocreales, Bionectriaceae. The coding region runs from base 412 to 2043 and encodes 543 amino acids. The record is from RefSeq and is a predicted model, not a curated record. Gene Ontology annotation, cellular component: mitochondrion; cytoplasm. Gene Ontology annotation, biological process: protein quality control for misfolded or incompletely synthesized proteins.
UACAGCUCAAGGUGUUCACACCUGUUCGUAUUCUGCAUUGCCCUGAACGAUAAAAGAGUGUCAUAGAACAGAUGUCUACGAUUUCGAACGCAAAGCAAUGGAUGUUUCUUUCCUUCUCAGGCCGCAUCAAUAUUGAUGAACAGAUCAAGGGGCCAGGUGAAGUAAACAGUGACCGGACCCCAAAAGUAGACGCCGGGGGUCCAAGGCGGACCUCGGCAUGCAGCUUACCGCCGAAGUGGCCCAUCACUGACGGACGGCAACAAUUCGGGAUGUCCCGCCCUGCGUCACUUCUGCAGAGAUUCAACCAUCGACAACACAUGUCACGCGCUAGUAAAGCACACAUACCCCGAAAUCGACACCCGGAAAACCGUCGCUCGCGAUCCCUCGGCCUGCGCAACCGGUUGAUCGACCAUGCGAGUUGGCGCUGGUGCGCGCAAUCAUCUUCGCCUGGUGCGAACGACCGGGUACGCCCGCCAAUGUGUUAGGACUCGCUGCACGCGACCAGCACUUGGGGAACGUGCGCUGGUCACACAGAACGGCGGCGCCUAUCGGACCGCGCAGAUCAAGCAGAUCCAGGGUUUUCGCGCGGGCGCUGUUCGCCCAACAAGCACGCGAGGGCUGGCCACGCAGUCAGGGACGUCGCAGGACAGUGUCUUGGGGCCACUGGCGGAAUACGACAGACGGGUAGAAACGGGGAUACUCCGUAACGAUGAACAUCAACGAGGCAUCAUCGAGAAUCUACAACACCUCCACGACGAACUGGUGCCCUAUCAAGCACGCAAAGUCGUCCACCCCAGCCUCGACCUGCUCAAACCAACCAAGAAAUCCGUAUUCUCCUCCCUCUUUGGGUCCUCCAAGAGCGCCCCCAAUGCCAUAGGCGAAAUCCCAGAGGACCUGCCGCGAGGCCUCUACCUCUAUGGGGACGUGGGCAGCGGCAAGACCAUGCUCAUGGAUCUCUUCUACGACACCCUGCCCCCCUCGGUAAAGACAAAGACGCGCAUACACUUUCACAACUUCAUGCAGGACGUUCAUAAACGACUACACAAGCUCAAGAUGGAGCAUGGGACAGACGUGGACACCGUGCCAUUUGUGGCGGCGGACAUUGCCGAGCAGGGCAAUGUGCUCUGCUUUGACGAAUUCCAGUGCACCGACGUGGCGGAUGCCAUGAUCCUGCGUAGACUGCUGGAGGCGCUCAUGGCCCACGGCAUCGUCAUGGUCACGACUUCGAAUCGUCACCCUGAUGAUCUGUACAAGAACGGAAUCCAGCGCGAGUCCUUCAUCCCAGCCAUCAAACUCCUCAAAGAUCGGCUACACGUCAUCAACCUCGACUCACCCACAGACUACAGAAAGAUCCCCCGGCCGCCGUCGGGCGUCUACCACACCCGUCUGGAUGCGCACGCCAACUCGCAUGCGGAGAAAUGGUUCCGCUUCCUGGGCGACCCCGAGGAGGGAGAGCCGCGCGCCGAGACGCAGAGCGUGUGGGGCCGCGAGAUUGUAGUGCCCAAGGUCAGCGGGCGCUGCGCCUGGUUCACGUUUGACGAGCUCAUUGUGAAGCCCAAGAGCGCGGCCGACUACCUCGAGCUGGUGCGCCACUACGAGGCGUUUGUCGUCACCGAGGUGCCCGGCAUGAACAUUCAGCAACGGGACCUCGCCAGACGCUUCAUCACGUUCAUCGACGCCGUCUACGAGGGCAACGCCAAGCUCGUGCUCACGACCGAGAAGCCGCUCACCGAGCUGUUUGUGACCAGAGACGAGAUCGCCGAGAGCCUUCUCAAGAGCAAUCCCAAGAUAGACAAGAAGGACCACAAAGCGGCCGGCGAGUUGCUGACCAAUAUCGAAGAGAAUGUGGACAAGCUCAAGAAGACGGACUUGUUUGCGGGUGAGGAGGAGGCCUUUGCGUUUGCACGAGCCCUGAGUCGGUUGAAGCACAUGGAGAGCAAAGAGUGGGUGGAGCGUGGCAUGGGACUGGAACGCCAGGGCGGCAAGGGGAAUAAAGAUAGCUGGACCAAGGCGAGGAGUCGGCAGUAUGAAGACUCAAUGUGAGGCAGAGCGUGCCUGCUUGUUUAUUUGCUUGCCUAGCCAUUGGAAAGAUACCCGUGUGC